AUGCGGUGGAAGCUACCGACGACACUUCCGGCCGGUGCCGCUAUUCUCCUCCUCCCUUCGCUUCUUCUCACAGCUCCGCAGCAGCUGUCUUACGCUCAACAGCACGAUGCCGCCGUAUCGUCUUCCAUUUACGUGGCCUCGCGCCCAACGGGCCGGUCGAUCAUUGACGAAAGCCCUCAUACAUAUUUUCGAGACACUCAUACACACAUGCCGCCGGACGUGAAGAAAAUCGAUCCGGACGAUGUGAGCGCCCUAGCAACUCUGGCUCUGGCAGGCUCCAAUAGUCAUGCCGUUCGAGCCCCUCCUGCCCAGCUGAGCAGUCCGACUGCCGGCUUGGUGUCGCAGCUUCAAGCGCGGUCCUUACAGGACUGGGAGGUUGAGGAUUUUGUCUUGUUGGCGACCGUCGAUGGUACCAUUCAUGCUCGAGAUCGCAAAACAGGUUCUCCACGAUGGGCCCUAGAAGUGCCCAGUAGCCCCAUGGUCGAGAGUAUCUAUCAUAAUCGCUCAAUCACCGGUCUCGACACAGAAGCCUCAGUUCGAGAUGACGACUUCCUAUGGAUCGUGGAACCUAGCAUGGAUGGCAGUCUCUAUAUUUUCAGUCCCGGAAAGCGAGGGGGCCUUCACAAACUGGGACUUACCGUGAAAGAUCUUGUCAACGAAACGCCUUAUUCUGGGACAGACCCAGCAGUGACUUAUACUGCCCGUAAGGAGACAACUCUUUAUACCGUUGAUGCUCGUACGGGCAGUAUCCUCCGCGUUUUUAGCUCUCGCGGCCCUAUGUCCACAGAUCACAAUUGUAAGGUUGAUCGAUUCGCUACCGACGACGUUCUUGAUGAUAACGUCGAUGGUACGGAUGCUGCGAACUGUGGGGGCACCACUGGGACGUUGACAAUUGGCCGUGUUGAGUAUGCCAUUGCUAUUCAGAACACGGAGACUGGCGAGCUUAUAUGCACUUUGAAGUAUUCCGAGUGGACGCCUAACAAUCGCGACAUUGAUCUGCAAAGCCAGUACUCUAAGACUAUGGAUCAAAGUCAUAUUUAUAGUAUGCACGACGGUGUCGUUCUCGGCUUUGAUCAUUCGCGCAUGGAACGCCCUCGUUAUACGCAACGCUUCUCGUCUCCUGUCGUACGAGUAUUUGAUGUUGCGCGACCGGUCAACGUCCAGUCUCCAGAUUCUCCUCUGCCACUGGUCUUACUGUCUCAACCGCUUGAACCCCCUGACCCUGACUAUGCCGCCUCCCCGGACACUGACCACCGAGUUUUUAUUGAUUGUACGGAGGCUGGCGGCUGGUACGCCAUGUCUGAAACGACAUAUCCCCUAGUGACAGGCCGUGCAGGCAUGGCCCAGUGUUACGAUAAGGACUUCUUCCGCGAUGGCCAUUCACUACUUACGCUCGAUCGUGAGCGCCAGCGCAAAGCCCUUGCUGGUGUACAUUUGGUGAAUAUGCCCGCUGGCCAUUCUGGGCGCCGCAGUCAGAUGCAUAGCAUCUCCGGCCCUUCGGCUAUAGGAGGUGGUCAAAACGGCACACCUCGUGAUGUAAUCAGCUCUCCAUCAUACCUAGCUUCACCCCCUGCUCUGAGACAAAGUGUUAUCAUUCGAACUGGCUGGGAAAAUCGGACGGAUAUAUUCGUCUUGGUCAUUCUUGCCCUGUUCGGCUACUUUCUCUGGGUGAAUUCGGCAUUGUUUCAAGAACAAUUGAAACAAAAGCUGGACCUAAAGAAUAUCAUGGCCGCUUAUGAUCAGCACAUAUCUGACUCACCGACAUCUCCAACGGUUAACUCCUUUCAACGAGAUUCGAGCCCAGUCGGUAUCCGUUCCGAUUUUGCAACACCUAGAAAGGCGUCCGUCCAUUUAGAGGACUUGCAAGAUGUUGACAAUGAAUCGACUCCACGAAAUGAGCGGACUUCGUCUCGAUCUGACGAUCCAGAAACGACGCCUCGAGUCCGGAUCCGCGAGCCUUCCCGAGGACCUGAUGAUGAGAAAGACGAGUUGAACCUCCAGGAGCCCACGAAGAAGAAGAAACGCCAGAGGGGUCAGAGAGGUGGCAAAUCGCAUAAAAGGAAGCCAAAGCCUGGCUCGGACGAGGAAAAAGCUCUGUCCCAGGCUGUAGAACAGGUCAAAUCACUGGCUCCACCGUCGGGACUGGAACCGGACGUACAAUUGUCUCGCCAAGUUUCGAAUGAAAUUUACGAGAUCGACUGCUCCAUUCGUAUUGGUCAACUCAAGGUGUAUACAGAUACAGUGCUGGGCCAUGGCAGUCAUGGAACCAUUGUCUACAAGGGAUCUUUCGAUGGACGAGAUGUGGCUGUUAAGCGAAUGCUGGUCGAAUUCUUUGACAUCGCGUCACACGAGGUUGGUUUGUUGCAAGAGAGCGACGACCACAGCAAUGUCAUUCGAUAUUAUUGCCGUGAACAGGCGGCCGGAUUCUUGUAUAUCGCUUUGGAACUUUGCCCAGCCUCGUUACAAGAAGUAGUUGAGAAACCGCACGAGUAUCCUCAAUUAGUGAAAGGCGGGUUAGACGUCCCAGAUGUCUUACGACAAAUUACCCUCGGUGUACGGUAUUUACACUCGCUGAAGAUCGUGCAUCGAGAUCUCAAGCCACAAAAUAUCCUGGUUGCUGCGCCACGAGGCCGCAGCAUGAGUAGCCAGUUUCCGGCACUCCGUCUUUUGAUUUCAGAUUUUGGGUUGUGUAAGAAACUCGAAGAUAAUCAAAGCUCUUUCCGGGCAACUACAGCGCAUGCAGCAGGCACAUCUGGAUGGCGUGCACCAGAGCUGCUGGUGGAUGAAGAUCAACAGUCGGCUAUAGCCAUCAAUGGUGGAGGGCAUUCUAACCAUACCGAGUCAUCAGAACCGGCAGUGGUAGAUCCACAGACAAACCGACGAGCGACUCGUGCCAUCGAUAUUUUCUCUUUGGGGUGCGUGUUUUACUACGUUCUCACACGAGGAGGACAUCCCUACGAUAAGGACGGCAAGUUUAUGCGCGAGGCCAAUAUUGUCAAGGGCAAUUAUAACCUUGAGGACUUGGAACGGUUGGGUGACUAUGCGUUUGAGGCUGAUGAUCUUAUCCGCAGCAUGCUUUCACUGAAUCCUCGUAGUCGUCCCGACGCAACUGCCGUCCUCAUGCAUCCCUUUUUCUGGAACGCUGCCGAUCGGCUGAGUUUCCUAUGCGACGUGUCUGACCAUUUCGAAUUUGAACCUCGUGAUCCUCCAUCUCCUGCGCUCCAGUAUCUUGAAUCUGUGGCCCGCAAUGUCAUGGGCCCGGAAAUGGAUUUCCUCAAACUCUUACCAAAGGAGUUCAAAGAUAGUCUUGGCAAACAACGUAAAUACACAGGGUCACGCAUGCUCGACUUACUCCGCGCUCUACGCAACAAACGGAACCAUUACAAUGAUAUGUCGGAGCAUCUGAAAGCGCACAUUGGCGGUCUACCAGAAGGCUAUUUGCGAUUCUGGGCCGUGAGAUUUCCCUCAUUAUUGAUGAAUUGCCAUAAUGUUGUGGUAAAGCUGGAUUUGUGUCGGUUGGAGAGGUUCAAGCGAUAUUUCACACCGCCGGAGUGAUUACCUGCCGCUACAUGAUAUUAAUGAUUAAAUAUUAUAACGAUUGAUGCGGAUCUGAAACUAUAUGGCAAUACGGAGUACUCUGGAUAGUUAACAUAACUGUGCCGCACUUUUGUGAUUCCAUCACCGGUAAUACCGAUUUUGCACUUAAAUAUGUAUAAAUACAGCGAGGGUUAAAAGCAUCUAUAAGCAUAAAUGGCAAAAUGUACGUGUUGUUUCU
This is a messenger RNA of Talaromyces stipitatus ATCC 10500, 3775 nucleotides long. Its product is annotated as protein kinase and ribonuclease Ire1, putative. Lineage: Eukaryota; Fungi; Ascomycota; Eurotiomycetes; Eurotiales; Trichocomaceae. The record is from RefSeq and is a predicted model, not a curated record. Bases 1 to 3555 code for a protein of 1184 amino acids. Gene Ontology annotation, cellular component: IRE1-TRAF2-ASK1 complex. The transcript has 2 exons. Gene Ontology annotation, biological process: IRE1-mediated unfolded protein response; mRNA processing; intrinsic apoptotic signaling pathway in response to endoplasmic reticulum stress. Gene Ontology annotation, molecular function: RNA endonuclease activity; ATP binding; protein serine/threonine kinase activity.